Messenger RNA from Microthlaspi erraticum, 1761 nucleotides. NCBI's taxonomy places the organism in Eukaryota, Viridiplantae, Streptophyta, Magnoliopsida, Brassicales, Brassicaceae. The record is from the annotation of a GenBank genome assembly.
AUGGCAUUUUGGCGCACCCUCCUCAGAUUAUUUUGUAUACUUACAUUUGUGCUUACGGCAAUCUCAACACCACCUGAAGAUCCUAUCAAGUGUGUGUCAGGAAAUACAAAUUGUACGGUGACUAACUCAUACGGAGCCUUCGCUGAUCGUUCCACCUGUCGAGCCGCAAACGUGGCAUACCCAACAACCGAAGCCGAGCUCGUCUCUGUCGUCGCUACAGCCACUAAAGCCGGACGGAAGAUGCGUGUAACCACUAGAUAUUCCCACAGCAUCACCAAGCUCGUUUGUACCGAUGGAACCGACGGUUUGCUUAUAAGCACAAACUUUCUAAACCACACGGUGCGAGCCGAUGUAGAGGCCAUGACUUUGACGGUUGAAACCGGCGUGACUCUUAGGCAGUUAAUAGCGGAAGCGGCUAAGGUUGGAUUGGCGUUGCCUUAUGCACCGUAUUGGUGGGGACUCACUGUGGGUGGAAUGAUGGCGACUGGGGCUCACGGAAGCUCAUUGUGGGGUAAAGGCAGUGCUGUCCAUGAUUAUGUGACGGAGAUCAAGAUGGUUAGUCCUGGCUCGGUCAGUGAUGGGUUUGCAAAGGUUAGAGUCUUGGGCGAAUCUAUGACUCCUAACGAGUUCAAUGCUGCCAAGGUUUCUCUUGGUGUUCUUGGAGUUAUCUCUCAGGUAACUUUUAAGUUGGAACCGAUGUUCAAGAGAUCUUUAACGUAUACUAUGAGAAGUGAUUCGGAUUUUGGGGAACAAGCCAUGACAUUUGGAAAGAAACAUGAGUUUGCCGAUUUCAUAUGGUUACCAAGCCAAGGAAAAGUAGUGUAUCGAAGGGAUGACAGUGUUCCGGUCAACACAUCGGGCAAUGGUUUGUUCGAUUUGGUGUUGUUCCGUUCACAGCUCUCCGUGGCAAUCACCACCAUAAGAUCAUCAGAGGAGACGCAAGAGACGUUGAGAGAUGCGAAUGGGAAGUGUGUAGGAGCCAAAGUACUUACAUCUGCACUGUUUGCUACCUCAUACGGUUUGACCAACAAUGGCAUUAUAUUCACCGGUUAUCCAGUCAUUGGAAGCCAAGACCGUAUGAUGUCGUCAGGGUCGUGUCUUGAUAGCCUUCAAGAUGGAUUGAUCACGUCGUGUGCAUGGGACUCACGAAUAAAAGGCGAGUUUUAUCAUCAAACAGCUAUCAGUGUUCCUCUAACACACGUUAAAAGUUUUAUUAACGACAUCAAAUCUCUUAUCAAGAUCGAGCCGGAAUCUCUAUGCGGCAUUGAACUCCAUUUUGGUAUUCUAAUGCGUUACGUCACAUUGUCUCCGGCUUAUCUAGGGCACGAAUAUGAAGCCCUAGAGUUUGAUAUAACUUAUUACCGAGCUAAGGACCCCUUAACACCUCGGCUAUAUGAAGAUUUUAUUGAAGAAAUCGAGCAAAUUGCAUUGUUCAAGUAUAAUGCAUUGCCACAUUGGGGUAAGAACAGAAACUUAGCGUUUGAUGGAGUUAUUAAAAAGUACAAGAAUGCGCAUGCAUUUCUGAAAGUAAAAGAAAGCUAUGAUCCGACCAGUUUAUUUUCGAGUGAAUGGACCGAUCAGAUCCUUGGAAUCAAAGGACACGCGACGAUUGUGAAAGAUGGAUGUGCGUUGGAAGGUUUGUGUGUAUGUUCGGAGGAUGCUCAUUGUGCUCCGACCAAAGGAUAUUUGUGUCGGCCGGGAAAAGUUUACAAGGAGGCUAGGGUAUGUACACGUGUCAGUGGUGUAAGUGUGAUUCAGUGA